This is a messenger RNA of Nerophis lumbriciformis (worm pipefish), 504 nucleotides long. The record is from RefSeq and is a predicted model, not a curated record. NCBI's taxonomy places the organism in Eukaryota, Metazoa, Chordata, Actinopteri, Syngnathiformes, Syngnathidae.
AUGCCCUCACCGAGGACGAUAACCAUCGUGGCGCUCUCCUUCGCCCUCGGCUUGUUCUUCGUCUUCAUGGGGACCAUUAAGCUGACACCGAGGCUCAGCAAAGACGCGUACAGCGAGAUGAAACGGGCGUACAAGAGCUACGCCAAAGCUUUGCCGGGCCUGAAAAAGAUUGGGAUCACCUCCGUGCUGCUCCGCAAGAUCAUCGGCUCCCUGGAGGUGGCCUGCGGCGUGGUCCUCACCCUAGUGCCCGGCCGACCAAAGGACGUGGCCAACUUUGUACUCCUGCUGGUCAUGCUGGCUGUGUUGUUCUUCCACCAGCUUGUAGGGGACCCGCUCAAGCGCUACGCCCACGCGCUGGUCUUCGGCAUCCUGCUCACCUGUCGGCUGCUCAUCGCCCGACAGGGCGACGAGCGACCGGAGAGAGAGGAGAGUAGGGAAGAGCAGCAGCCUCUUCAUCAGCAACACGUCAACGACCAAGAAAAGAAUAAGGUCAAGCAGUCUUAG